AUUGUUCUCUCUAACAAGAAUAAGUCUUCCAUCUUUCUUCACGUAAUGGGAAACUAUGUUUCUUCCGCUCUAAGCAAAACGUCGUCGUCUUCUUCAUCGGCGGCGAGAGUGAUUCUCCCGGACGGUGAACUCCGUCAUAUUCACGAGCCAACUAAAGCCGCAGAGCUCAUGAUGGAGAUUCCAAACUUCUUCCUCGUCGACGCCAAGUCUUUAAAAAUCGGUCGGAAGCUAAACCCUUUAGCCGCUGAUGACGAUCUUGAACUCAGAGGCUGCCACGUGUACGUAACCUUCCCCAUGACGCGUGCCACGUCAGCAGCCAACGCUUCGGACAUGGCUAGGUUAUUAGCAACCGCCAAGAAACAUCAACGCCGACGUGUCGGAACCAAAUCUUCCGCUGUCGGAACGGCCGUGAAACAUUGUCAUAACGGAAGGGUGUCGCCGGACGGUGAAGUGGAUGACGUCGGGGUGACGUCGGCGGGAUCGAAGCUGAGUUUGGAAGAUAUUGAAGAGUUUUCAGCGGCGGAGUUUAUGCAUAGGAUAUCGAUUUCGAAGUCUAAGAAGCCAAAGUUAGAAACUAUAGAUGAAGAAUCUUUGUCUUAACGUACACAAAAUCAAACAAAAAUGGAAAUUUGAUUUUUUUUUUUUAAGGUUAUUUUUCUUUUUUUAUAUUGUUUUUUUUUGUUCAUUCAUCCUCCCUGCGCAAGUAGUUUUUUCUCUUUUUGUGGUAUUUCAUGUACAUAAAGAGAUAUUAGUCGAGAAUGAACAUGUGAUUUUUUGUUUCUUUCUAUAUCUCCAGAUUCUUAAAUCACCCAUCAACUUUUAAAAGUUUAUGAUUAUAAUUAUCAUGGAAAUUUAG
This is a messenger RNA of Eruca vesicaria subsp. sativa (arugula), 856 nucleotides long. NCBI's taxonomy places the organism in Eukaryota, Viridiplantae, Streptophyta, Magnoliopsida, Brassicales, Brassicaceae. The record is from the annotation of a GenBank genome assembly.